AUGUCGGGCGUUCUUUGCUGCUGGGCAAAUAUAUCCGAAGAGGUGGCAGAAUGGUUCGAGGACGAGUAUCUGGCCACGACAGUAAAUGAAAAUGUUGCCCACUCGGUCCACUGCGAAGUCACCUCGAGCGGCAUGGAAAAUGAACCAGUCGGAAAACUCGACUCGCCAUGGCCUUACUUGACAAUCCACGAAGUGUACAGUGUCGACGAGGCAAACAAGACCACCAACGACAGGAUCAAAAACCCACCUGCACCGCUCGUCGCAAGCCCGCUCAAUGGCUCGCGCUUUGAUAUACGGACAUACCGCGAGAUUAAAAGGUGGCAGGCUGAAGAUUGGGAAGGCGAGGGCGGCGACAUCGAGCACGUUGCGAGCGUAGCAGCCAUGGAAUGGAGCAUCGAGGCCUACAAGAAAGAGGAGAUUAUGAAGUUUUACACAGACGUCGUUGGUCCGACAAUCAGCAGCUCGCCUGACGUACUGCGUUUCCGCGUCUUCGAAAUUGACAGUGCAACCACCAUAGAGGGCGAAAAGAGCGAAGUCAAAGAGAAGGAAAACCUGCACCAGCUCUUCACCCUUGUAGAACUCGAGUCUGAAGAGUGGCCUUGGGACGUCGUCAUCGACCUUGCUGAAGAGCAAGCUUGGAAAGAUUACUUCGAAAAGCAGCAUUGUGUGAAAUGGCAGCUGAGUCACUACUUGGUGAGAAAAGCAUUCCACAAAGAAAACAGGGGGCCCGCUGCCUCAAAAUAG
This is a messenger RNA of Exserohilum turcica Et28A, 744 nucleotides long. RefSeq lists its product as uncharacterized. The record is from RefSeq and is a predicted model, not a curated record. The transcript is spliced from 3 exons. Lineage: Eukaryota; Fungi; Ascomycota; Dothideomycetes; Pleosporales; Pleosporaceae. The coding region runs from base 1 to 744 and encodes 247 amino acids.